CAGACCGUCGCUGAUGUGAUGAGGAUCGCGCUGACCGCUUUGCUGUCGCCACUCGUCGCCGCUGCUGCGGUCGUCACCAGUCCGGUUGGCGCCCGUGCGCUCGGCAGCCUGACCAUCAGCGAGGCGGGGCUCGGCACACUGAAUCUAGCGCUGGACAAGAAAGAGAAUGACGAGGCUGCUGCCGGCGCGCUGCAGGCGUCCGUCGCCGCCGGGUGCAACUUUGUUGAUACCGCGGAGGCGUACGGGUUUGGCAACAGCGAGCGGCUGACGGCUUGGGCCGCGGCUCGCGCCGGCAUCAAGAUUGGCUGCGGGCCCGGCGAACUGCACGUGGCUACCAAGUUUGCGCCUGUUCCAUGGCGUCCCAACGCCGAGAGUGUGGUGGAGGCGUGCCGAGCCAGCGCUGAGCGGUUGGGUGUCGAGCAGAUCCCUCUCUACCAGAUCCAUUUCCCCGACCUCAUCCAGCCGCUCAAAGCGUUUGGUCUGGAGCGGCGCAAGGACGAGGAGUACUGGGAGGGGUUGGCGAGGUGCUACGAGAUGGGUCUCGCUGCCAAUGUGGGUGUCUGCAACUAUGGGCCAACCUACGUCGCUCGCGUCCACGCCUUCCUCGCAGCGCGUGGGAUCCCGCUCGCGUCCAACCAGAUCAACUACAGCCUGAUGUACCGCAAGUCGGUCGAGGCGACGCUGGCCAAGUGCGCCGAGCUCUCCGUGCCCGUGAUCUCCUACUUUCCGCUAGCGAACGGGCUGCUGAGCGGCCGGUACGACGCCGACAACCUGCCCAAGUUUCCAAAGUCGCUCACGAUGAAGAAGUACGUCGUCGGCGGGGCCGACGGCUUCCCCGAUGGAGGCUACACGCCGCUGCUCCGCGAGCUGCAGCGCAUCGCGGCGGCGCGCGGAAAGUCGGUGCCUCAGGUGUCCAUCAACUACGUGGUCUCGAAGGGAGCAAUCCCGAUCCCGGGCGCGAGGAACGCGGAGAUGGCGGCGGCAAACAUGGGCGCGAUGGGAUGGCGACUAAGCGAGGCGGAGGUGGGCGCGCUGGAGGCGGCAGCGGAUGCGAUCGGGUUCGAGUUCUCCUCGGGCGGCUUCAGGCUGGAAUGAGUUGAAUUUGAUAGGACGGUUGUCCGAACUAAGAAGGGCGAAGGGGAGAAAAUCUCUCUCCGAAGGGGCUGUGGGCCCGAGAGCGAUAUGCCAUGUCUGGCCUUGCUUUGUUUCCUAACAUCGAAGGCUAGCUCAAAAGAAAUUUGAAAG
This is a messenger RNA of Emiliania huxleyi CCMP1516, 1245 nucleotides long. RefSeq lists its product as hypothetical. The transcript is spliced from 2 exons. Lineage: Eukaryota; Haptophyta; Isochrysidales; Noelaerhabdaceae. The record is from RefSeq and is a predicted model, not a curated record. The coding region runs from base 19 to 1095 and encodes 358 amino acids. Gene Ontology annotation, cellular component: cytoplasm.